Molecule: messenger RNA, 2148 nt
Organism: Amphiprion ocellaris (clown anemonefish)
Lineage: Eukaryota; Metazoa; Chordata; Actinopteri; Pomacentridae
Product: synaptosomal-associated protein 25-A-like
Exons: 8
Coding region: 194-808 (204 amino acids)
Biological process (GO): synaptic vesicle priming; synaptic vesicle fusion to presynaptic active zone membrane; exocytosis
Cellular component (GO): plasma membrane; synaptobrevin 2-SNAP-25-syntaxin-1a-complexin I complex
Molecular function (GO): voltage-gated potassium channel activity; SNAP receptor activity; syntaxin-1 binding
Source: RefSeq, a predicted model, not a curated record
CGGUGGUGUGCAGGAGGCGGCGUGUUUCACCGGGGACAGUCCCGUUUAACGGAGCGGCAGCGCGGACAGACAUUUUCGUCCUGUAACACGCAGACGCACGAUAUACAGCAACACAAGAGGAGGAAGGAGAAGAAGGAGGAGCAGAAGAAACUUACCGAGUUUUCCUUGUUGAGGUCAAAGUUAAGCAGUCAUCAUGGCAGACGAAGCAGACAUGCGCAAUGAGCUGGCCGACCUGCAGACGCGCGCAGACCAGAUAGCCGAUGAGUCUCUGGAGAGCACUCGGCGUAUGCUGGCUCUGGUUGAGGAGAGUAAAGAUGCCGGUAUCAGGACUCUGGUCAUGCUGGAUGAGCAGGGAGAACAACUGGAGCGCAUCGAGGAGGGGAUGGACCAAAUCAAUAAGGACAUGAAGGAUGCAGAAAAGAAUUUGAACAAUCUAGGACAGUUCUGUGGUCUAUGUUCAUGUCCCUGUAACAAGAUUAAGGGCGGGGGCCAGGCCUGGGGGGGGAACCAGGAUGGAGUGGUGAACAGCCAGCCGGGGGCUCGAGUGGUGGAUGAGCGUGAACAGAUGGCCAUCAGUGGGGGCUUCAUCCGCAGGGUAACAGACGACGCCCGGGAGAAUGAGAUGGACGAGAACCUGGAGCAGGUGGGCGGGAUCAUUGGCAAUCUGCGUCAUAUGGCCCUGGACAUGGGCCAGGAGAUUGACACGCAGAACCGCCAGAUCGACAGGAUCAUGGAGAAGGCUGAUUCCAACAAGACCAGGAUUGAUGAGGCCAACCAGCGUGCUACAAAGAUGUUGGGCAGUGGCUAAACUGCAGCGAAAAGUGCUUUCAUCCCCAUUUAACCCCAGUCACCCUAAUAAUAACAACACCAACUAAACCCAGCCCCCAGUACCAACGCCCAGCGCCCACAUCCUUCGCUCGACAGCAGGCGCUGCAAAAUCAUGCUUUUAUUGUGAUACUGGUAGAGGUUUGCACACAUGCACAUAUCAUCCAUCCCUCCUCUGCCCUCCCUACCAUUUCUGCCCAUCACUACAACUCCGUUCCUUCCAACCCUUGUUGUCAGUGUUGUUCAGUGAUGUCUCUCUUUUGAUUUUGUUAAGAGAUAAUAGUUCUGUUCCACAACGCCCACUCCAACUCUCCACACGCUGUACAUAGUGCUUCUUUAAUGGCUUCAGUGAUUUAGAUCACUUGUCCCAUUUUUCUUCAUCACUCCUUUUUUUUAAAGUCUAUGUGUAAUAUAAACUGUAUGUACACCUUGUUUCCAAGAUGUCCUUUCCACAUGUCAGUAUUCUGGUGUUGUCCAUGCAAGACACACUGUGUAUUCAUCAGUUACGAUGUUGUGAUGCUACAUGAUAAGGCCACAGUGAUUUGCCAUGAAUAUAGUGAACAUACAGCUUAUUACCAAGGCCACUGUUUAAAUACAAAGUCAUUUCAUGUAGAUGUGGAGCUGCUCAGAUCUCACCAACAUAGUAGACGAUGGAUAAGGUUUUGGGCCAUUUGGAUAAAAACACAGCUUUUUGGUCAUUACUGUGCACCAGUAUUUUUACUAACUGUUAAUGGAGCAGUAUUAAAACAAUUUGAUGCCAUAGAUUAUAUACUAUUUUCCUCAGGGAGCUAAAUCUGACCACUCAAAAGCAAUGGCUGGAUAUUUGAGUGAUACAUUGUGAUUUAUAAAAAUGACAUAUUUGUAACACCAGGUUCAGUGUUUAUGUCUUUAUGAUCUGAACAGCAAUAUAGAUGGGACUCAGACAAAAGCUAACAUGUGAUAGUGAAAGGAGGUGGAGCUUUGCAGAAGGUCAGAGUUCAACAGCAAUCAAUUCAACUUUUACAGAGAGGUCAACAACCUCUUCACAUACCAGGCCACGAUUUGUCCAUGAUUCAACCCUAGCAAUAUGAAAUAGUCCUUUAAGUGUGUUAUGCAUGUGCAUCCGCUGCUAGCAAACACUGAAUAAUUCAUUUAUCCAGGCAAAAAUAUCCUAAGAUGGCAACCGCAUGCUACAUAUGUAGGCCACACAGAGGAGAGGCCCGUAUUUAUCUGCAAUAGUGCCACUCUUUGUUUCAUGUCUCUUUACCUGUCCGGACUGUGACCAUCACUGUAAAAUAAUACCUUGGAAAAUGCCAAUAAAACCAUCAUAACUGUAGAAUCAAA